Messenger RNA from Biomphalaria glabrata, 6242 nucleotides. Its product is annotated as RILP-like protein 1. Gene Ontology annotation, molecular function: protein dimerization activity. Bases 1 to 1380 code for a protein of 459 amino acids. NCBI's taxonomy places the organism in Eukaryota, Metazoa, Mollusca, Gastropoda, Planorbidae. Gene Ontology annotation, biological process: cilium assembly. Gene Ontology annotation, cellular component: cytoplasm; ciliary basal body. The transcript has 10 exons. The record is from RefSeq and is a predicted model, not a curated record.
AUGGAUGUCAGACGAUGCCUCUUCAGUGCUAGAAUCAUGGCCAGUGAAGAAAUUCAAGCGAUAUCUGUCACAGAUGUUUACGAUCAGGCGGCAGGUAUCGCCCAUGAAUUUGAUAAAUUAAUUCAAAAUUAUGGAAACGACUCUGUUACGGAGUUGAUGCCUAGAGUUAUCAGGUCAUUGGAACUGUUAGAAACGUUGGCAUCCCGAUAUGAACAUGAUGUGGAAGAGAUUAACCAACUGAGAUACAGAGUAGAGAAACUUGAGACAGAGAAAACAGAAAAGGCUCAAGAAAGAGCUAAAUUUGACCAGGAGUUGGAAGCUAUUGAAGAAAACUGGCAGUCGGAGGUGAAGGAGCUGCUGGAAGUUGUGAACAGGCUACAAGAUGAGAACAAGAGACUUAAGGACAAUGCUAGGAGUGAGAAGCAUGCAGCAGUUGCAGAGUUUGCCGCCAAAAGAAUAGAGGCUGAAGAAGAAGAAAUCAAAGUUCUGACCAAGUUGAAGGAAACUGUAGAUAAACAGAGAGAGGAAAUUAGAGCCAUGAAGAGAGAACUCGGCCAGAAGGGAGUAGAUUGUGAUGCACUGCAGGCUCAGCUGGAGAGAAUCGCUAAAGUCAAUGCAGACCUGAGGCGUAAGAACUCAACCCACAAGAAGCAAGCCAGAGCCCUGAUAGAGGAGAAGGUCGACCUAGAGACACAGCUUCACACCAAGGAUGCAGAGGUAGAGCAUAUUAAAAAGAUCAUGGUGGAACAGGAGAAGUAUGAUGAGCAGAGGGCUGCGGUGAAGGCCGUUGUGGAAGCCAGUAAAAGCAUUGAGGAAGAAGAAGAGUCAGGAGAGACCUGCAAUGAGCCUAUUAAGCAACAGAUUUCUAAGGCUACCACAACAACUUCAGCCACAGAGACAGAGCAUGUUAUGAGUCCAGGCAGUCCAGGCUUUGACCUGGAGGGCAAGCUGGUGAUUGACCUCAAGGAUCCUAACCGGCCAAGGUUUACAUUACAUGAGCUCCGACAGGUUCUGAUGGAGAGAAAUGAGUUGAAGACAAGGCUGAUAGAAGUUGAAGAUGAGUUGGCUCACUAUAAGCCAAGAGAGGAUUCCAGCGCUCAGAACGAAGGACGUGACUAUGAUGAAAAGUCUUCCUACACCGGUGAAGAAGUUCUAGUAUAUGGUCCCAUCAACAAGGAACCAGAUGAGAAAGUUGGCAUCAAGAAGGAAUCAGGCAUCAGAAAAUUAUUUCUGCGUUUGUUAGAGGCAGGCUUUGAGGCACUAGUGGGUUCAGAUGUGGAGGAGGAAGAAGAAAUAUCUGAGCUUCCCAUGUACACUGUUAACCACCGUUUCCCCCAACCCAAGUCCUACAACAGCAACAUGAGAGAGACAAAGUUGUAGUUUUCUCUCUGUCUGGGUUUAUUUUCUCUUGUUGUCUGCAGGGAGGAGGGGAGCUUUGGUUUUUUAUUUUCGUCGGAUGGCUUGGAGAUGAAGGGUGGUCAGCGGAGGAGGAACACACUGAGGCCGUAGUUAUGGAAACACAGUCAGGAACAUUCCAGAACCAUCACAGAAGCAUAUUAAAACAUACGGGUGAGAAAGAUUGGAGAACAGGUGGCCUAAGUCAUGAGGACUUUGGUUACGAUAUCCAUGGUCAAAAUCAUGACGAUGGCUUUUUUGAGACCAGCAGCUUCGGAGUGCCACUAGAAGAUGCCUUUCCUGUCAUUGUCUGGGAUAAGUGAUAGAUAAUAAUUAUCAAUUAAUGCAGAAAUUAUCUUUUACUUAGCGCAUAAUAGUGUUAGUAUUUGCAUAGUUUGUUUUUUUUAUUCAACAAAAUUGUCUGACAUAAAAAUUAAUUAUUUCAUUAUUUUAUUCCUUUUUAAUUUUUAAAUCACUUUAAGAUUGUAAAUCACUAUUUCAAUAUUUAAAAAAUAGAGCUGUGCACAUAUUUAUAUACCGGGUGCAUUUUGAACUUUUUUUUUUUUUUUUAGCUCUACCAUAUUUUAAAUAGUUAUUUUAAAAAUUGAAAAUGAUUACUUUUGGCCUGACACUGUACAUAGAGAUAUUUACUUUAGACAAAUGUAUACUGCAGUUCACAUCUAGCUGUAAUAGGUGUUGAGGUAGACUCUUGAGUGUCUCUGACUGUGUUUGGAAAUACCUAACUCUUCUAGACUGUGCAAUAACAUUAGAUUCAGGAAACUCAAUUUGAUGGUUUUAAUGGGAUAUUUCUGUAUGAUUUUUAGUUAACUGGACUAUUACAAAAGAUUUAAAAAAAAACAACAUAUUUUAAGUAGUCUAGUACAUGUCAGAAAUGACACCCUGGACACUUGCUUAACUCCAUAGUCAAAUUGUGAGUUAUUUGUCUUUAUUUCAACCCUAACAAAUACUGGUACUUCUAGGUCUAGUUCUAACUUUUUUAUAUAAAGAUUCAGAUUAACUGCAUUUAAAAUGUGAAGUAAUGAUUGUGGUCUUCUUCGACUUUCAUUAGCUGUGAAUAAACUAUUUAAGUAGUUAACUAUUUUUUUUUAUGUUAAAAGGUAGAAGAUUUACUAUAUCAGCUAGCUGCUUAGUUCAGCCUCUGCUGCUGUAAUAUAUAAAAAAAAAAAGAAAAUUUUCUAUUUGUAGUGUGAACCCUUUCUCAUACAUAACACUUUUUACAAUAGACCCCUUGUUAUUAAUUGUAUUUGAGCAAUAAAAAUUGACAAAAAAAAUGUAGUGCUUACCAUCAAAAAAAGAUUAAUGCUUUUAGAUUAAAGUCAACUUAUUUGUCCUGAAAGACCGUUUCAAUUUUUGUUCUUGCAGUUAUGCACUAAUUGUGUAAAUAGUGAAGUAGUAUAUAUUUUACCUUAGCUCAGUUCAAUAUGUGCACAAUUAGUGUCCAGAAUCACUGUAAAGCCCCUGAAGGCCAUCAAGGGUGUAUGUUUGUUAGGUGUUUAGGUUAGUAUAACAUAUAUUUUUUUAAAGAAACGCUAAUAAUAUUCAACAAAUGGUUCUUAUUUGACCAGUAUUUAAAAACCACUUUCAUUUCCUCCUAUAACUGGCUUGACUAGUUUCACUCAUGAAAGUGAUAGGCUUUAUUCAAAUCAUUAGGAAGAUAAUCUUUCUCUCUUUUCUGGAACUCAUGGUAAUCUUAAUGUUGCAUGUUCAUUCCUUACCGUGACAUUCCACUCAUCCUAUCUUUACAUUGGUUCUUUUUAGAAUCAACAAAGAACUUCUAGAAUGACAUUAUCUUAAUUUCAUUAAUACUGAUACCUGUAUUUUGCUAAAACAAAUUCCCCAUUUCUGUCCCCUUAAGUCAUGAUGUGUUAUUGUCAUGUGGGAAUUAGCACAUCUUCUGACCAUGAUGACAUCAAAUUGAGUCAUAAAAAGGUCUUUAAGCCACAAAGGGGUAGCUCUACCCAUGUUAGUUCUUUAUUGUUAUCACUGUCAACUUCAUGCUUCCACAAUACACUCUGUGUGUUUCUCCUCCACACACUGAUGAUUCAAUGUGCUGUGCUGCUUUUUUUUUAAUGUAAAAAUCCUCAUGAAAACUAUUGCCAACAGUAACUGUUGAAACUAUUUGGAAAUUAUUUUUGUGUUUGAGUUCAAAAGGUUGACAUAGUUAAUUACUGAUUCAGUGCAAGAUUAUCUGGAACGGUCUUCCCCGCCUAAAUGAAAAUGUUGGCUCUAAGAUUCCAUACAUAUUGCAGCUCUUACUGGGUUGAGUGAAUAUCAAAAGAAAAAAAAAUAGUAUUGAAAGAUUUUUUUAAAUCUCUUUCAUAGUACGGGGUACUAGAAACAAAAUGAAACCAACAAAAAAAACAACACUUUUUGUAGACUUGGUAUUUAGAAAUGUUUUAUGUGUAUAUACACAGCCAUAUUAUGUUUUGAUAUCUCCAGAAUUUUUUUAACAAAACAUUUUUUUUUGACUGUAUGAUUAAAAACGCAUUUUUUGUUUAAGAGUUAAAGGAAGCUCUUAAUAAAUGAGCCAUGGGCACUAUUGUCUAUAUUAGCUUUUUUUUUUAUCAAAGUUAUGAUUUGUGGUACAUUUUAGAUGGAUGACAGUUAAUAUUUUUUGUUAUUGUUCAAAGUGUAAUUAGUGUUGAUGUAUCAUUCAUUCCCUUAUCCUCUUUGAUUGAUUCUGUCUUUCAUCAGUGAACUCCCUUGGUGUGCUGUCUUUCUGCUGUCUCCUCACAAGUUUUUUUGUUAUCUCACAAGUAUCAAUCUAUUUAAUUUGUAACUUUAGUUUAUGCAUUUCAAAAUUACCCAGGCAUUAUUUGGCAUCAAUUCUGCCCCCGCCUCAAUAGCUGUGUGUUACCCAGAGAACUAAAUUGACUGGUGAAUUCAAACCAACUAGCUACACUUUGUGAAACUUGAUUUGUUUUAAACUUUGUUAGAUUGUUGGACUGUCUCCCGUCAUCCAAGUUAGUUCUCUCAUUUACUGGGUAAAGUAUUUAGGUGAGCAUAUGACUCUUGAAAUUGAAUUCCCUUCUGAUCAUCCAAGAUGUUGGCCAUCUUCUCAGUAGAGACCAGAAGAAAAGCUCUUUAUGGAGCAUUCAGUUGAACUUAAAGAUUCUCUGCCAGGAGACAAUACACUUCUAUGUCAUGGAGUCUUAAAAAGUUUGAGGUGGGAAUGAACAAAUAUCUGGUCCUGUGGUUGGUGAAUGGAGUUAAUUGUUUUAAGGUCACACAUCACCAAAGUCUGUGCAGCACAAACAGAAAUGUGUAUGUCGCUACUUUAGAAUUUUAAAUGUCUUUUGUUUUGAGAUUUUGAUCUUGAACAUUUUGUUUUAACAGUUCAUCGACAUAAAAAUAAUGGAACAUAAAGUUUAACAGUACAUUGUAUUCUAGCAUUAGUUUUGUGUUUAUGGCUGCAUUGCGAUUGUGAAUUGUUUUAAUGCUGUGAACAAAUUUGGCUGUGAUCUGACCUCUGGUCAGUAUCUGACCUCUGGCCAGAAUGUUUUAAAGAAUGUUUUAGUAGGUUAAAUUGAAAUAAAAUUUUGAAAUGAGUUGAGUAUUUGAUGUUCAACAUUUUUUUGUUGUAUGUAAUAUUUUUAUUAUAAAACAGCUUUAAUGUAAUCAUUUAGUCUAUUUGAUAAACGCUACUGGUUGUUAAAUUCUUAGACACAUUUGAAGCUUUUUGUUAUACAAGUGAUAAAAAUAAAAUUUUUAAACUUUGAAAAUGUAUCAAGCUUUUUCAGAAGUGUAGUUUCAGGCAGUCCAAUAGGGAAAGAUUCUUUCAUUAUAUUCUUAAAGACUUAGUUGUCAUGUGUACAAGACUAAUAAUUGUUGUUAUCUCACCUGUGUGAUGAUAUUUGUUUUUUUGGCCUAUCAUCUAGAACUCUGUAAUGAUGAAUGGGUGAGCCUAAAAUACAAAACUAAGCUGAUUCUGUUUCCUCUGUAAACAUUGGCCAGACUUUUUUUUUCUUUACCCAAGAGAAAUAUUUUUCUGCACUGAAUAAUAAUAUCAAUCAUUAUACAAAAUUAUUAAGAUUCUCACUUAAUUUGUAUUUUAAUUAUUUAUCAUUAUUGUCAGCUUUUUUUCAUUUGUGUUUGCCUGUAAUAUUCUUGAAGCUAAUUUUGUAGUGUGAUUCUUCAUUAUUUUAAGUUGUUUUCAGAACAUUCACUGGAUAACAAUAAAAAAUUUUAGUACUUUAGGAUACUGGAGUUGUAAUUGUAAAACAUCUCUGUGUUAGAAUAAAUAGAGGCAGUUGUUUUUUGUGGGUUUUUUUUUUAAGGACUCCCUUGCAAAGUGUUAACCUCCAAGACUAAGAAUAAUUUUCUAAUUUACUGGGCUAAUGUACCAAAGUGUUUAGGAGAGCAUAUGACUUGAAAUUUAAUUUCCUUCUGAUCAUCCAAGUCGAUGAUAAAAUUUCAAAGCUGGGGUCAGUGUUGUUAAUCAUUCAGGUCAUAGGAUUACAUUAACAUGUAUUAACUUGUUUAUGAUUAACAAACAAUACACUCCAAGGAUCUAGAUCUAUAGUUUCACCAAGACAAACUUGUAGUUUUAUUUACUUAGUGUUUACCUCAUCUAUCCAUGUACAAACAUUGUUUGGAUGUAAAUAAAAACAUUUCUUUUUAUUAUUUGUACUUGUUUUUGUCAUCCUUGCAACAUAUUGCCAUGUUUUUAUGGGCAAAUACACAAACUAGGUUUAUAUCUCAUAAUUAAGUACUGAACAAACAAAAAAUUGCUUAUUUGUUUGAAUGACUGGACAUGCAGUACAGAUGACCAGAUUUUUGUGAAGGUUUAUUUUCUUGUCAUUAAAAAUAAAAUGUUGAAUAAAGUA